Messenger RNA from Didymodactylos carnosus, 1653 nucleotides. NCBI's taxonomy places the organism in Eukaryota, Metazoa, Rotifera, Eurotatoria, Philodinida, Philodinidae. The record is from the annotation of a GenBank genome assembly.
AUGGCUGAGAAUAUUUUGUCCAAUUCAACGGCAGAUAAAGUGGUUGAGAAUGUUGAAAAAGUUGCUAGUGGGGUUGGAAAAGUGGGCGGCAAGGUGGUAGAUAUGUUACAAGAGGCCGUUCAGACAACGGUAUCUGAUACAGAUUCAUCUGGUCUUGAAGAAUUUUCAAUAUUGAAUUAUUUUUCAAGUUUUUUUAUUCAUAUAGCUCUUAUUGUUAUUGUUAUCGGUUUAAAAUGGCAAUAUGAUAGAAAUCGUUAUCGUUAUCCGAAAGGUCCACGUGAUUGGCGUCAUAUAUCCGAUGCAAUAUCGUUUCAUCGUAAAAAACGUGAAAAUUUGUUAGUAUUAGCAAAUGAUUAUCCACAAAUGUGUACAGUUGUAACACAUGUUGGCAGAGUAAUAUUAUUGAAUGAUCCAUCAUUAAUUAAUGAAAUAUUUAUUGGACGAGCAGAUUUAUGCAGUAAUAAAAUUGAUAGUUAUCUCGAAAAUCAACUACGAUAUAAAACAGGAAAACAUUUACGUACAGGGAUUGUUUUUCGUCAUUAUGAUCAUAAUGGACAAGUAAUUCAUCGUUCAUUAGUCGAACAUGUUGAUCAAAUUUUAGCUCAAAAUAAAUUAGAUCAAGUUAUACAAGAACAAUUUGAACAAUUUCGUUCCUAUUUAAGUUCAAAUUCGUCUAAAUUUGAUGUUCGACGUUCAACAUUUCGUUUUGCACUACAUAUUCUCACUCAAUUAUGUAUUAAUCGUACAUUUAAGUAUGAUGAUAAAGUAUUUGAAACUUUUACAAAUAAUUUGUAUAAAAUCAGUAAAACAAUUCAUGAAGAUACGGUAGCUAAAACAUCAAAAGUAGCAUUAACACAACUAACUGGUCUAUCCGAAACAUUGGAUAUUAAUGAGACUGUUUUAAAUUAUAUUCAAGAAUGGGUGAAAGAACGACAUCCAAAUGAAACUACUGAUGAUUCACAAGUAACCAGUACAUCGAGUGGUGAUAUAUUAGAUUCUAUUAUAAAAGUUGUUCCAACCGCAGCACCUCAUAUUGAUAAUGAAGAUGUAGCAGCUAUGAUAUUAGAUGUUGUUAUGCAUGGAAGCGAAAUGUUAAAAGGAGCUUUAACAUGGCUAUUAUUGUAUGUUGUAAAAUAUCCACAUGAAGCUAAUGAAGCGAGAAGAGAAGCAAAAUCACAUGGGUACUCAAAAUUUAAUUUUAAAAAUGCAGAUAAAUUAACGUAUUGUCAGGCAUUUGUUAAAGAAGUUUUACGUAUGUCACCUGUUGUGCCUGUUGUUAUCCAUUCAACAUUACAAGAUCUUAGAUGGCGUGAUUUUCAUAUACAAAAACGAACGUUAUUCGGAGCGAAUAUCUAUGCUUUACAUCAUUCAGUACAAUGGUCUGAACCAACCACAUUCAACGUUCAACGUUGGAUUGGUGAUAAUGCAGAAAAAAUCUCUCUUAACAAUUAUGCUCCAUUUGGUAUUGGACCACGACAAUGUGUUGCAGAAAAAUAUUUAUUCUCAAUAUUAACCGGUUUAUUUGCUGUAUUAUUGCAUAAUUUUAAUUUUGAAAAAUCUGGUGCAAUACCCGAUCCAGACGAAGGAACAUUUGGUAUGGCAAAUUUACCACCAUCAUUUUCACUUUCAGCUGAAGAGUUGGGCGCCCACUAG